Sphaeramia orbicularis (orbiculate cardinalfish) is the source of this 7027-nucleotide messenger RNA. It is a transcript of the gene ascc3, whose product is annotated as activating signal cointegrator 1 complex subunit 3. The transcript is spliced from 41 exons. The record is from RefSeq and is a predicted model, not a curated record. Bases 1 to 6615 code for a protein of 2204 amino acids. Gene Ontology annotation, molecular function: ATP binding; nucleic acid binding; ATP hydrolysis activity. NCBI's taxonomy places the organism in Eukaryota, Metazoa, Chordata, Actinopteri, Kurtiformes, Apogonidae.
AUGUCUCCACCUCGGCUCACAGGCGCCCUGCGAUCCUUCUCCAAUGUCAGCAAGAAGGAUGACUUUACGGAGCAGCUCUAUGAUCUGAAGACCAAACGUCUGAAGAGACGGGAGCUGUUUGCCAGAGAGGGCCUGACGUGGCACAAGAUUGUCCAUUUCUGUAGUGAGCAUCAGGACAAAGCUCAGCAGCAAGCUGCCAGUCAGGAACUGAAGAGCAUCCUUUUGGCAGCCAAACAGAUCGUGGGAGAUGAACAUGGUCAGGAGGCCAUUGAAAGUGCUGCUGUCUUUCUUUUUGAGACCUUCCACAACAAAGACCAUGUGGGCACUGAAGAGACCCGAACCAUUAAGCAGAUGUUUGGCCCCUUCCCUUCAUCGGCAGCUGAAGCUUCUUGUGCUGCUGUGGCAAAACUGGUGGCUCAACUUGGAGACUCCCAUGUUGAGGACUUUGUCCAGACCCAUUGCUCUCGUCACAACCCCCAGCGAGGCUCAGCCUUUGGGCGCAACAUUGCUUUCUCCUAUGAAAGCUACACAUUAGACCCACUAGAGGACCUGCCCAACUCUGGCAUCCAUGAAGACAAUGUGAACCUGGACUUCAUGAACUUCUUAAACAACCAACAGAGUGGAAGAAAGGCGUCCAGUGAGGAUCAGGCAUCCAGCUCAGGAAGAGCUCUGAGCUCUGGAGAUGAAACAAUCCUCAGAACUGAGGUAGAGAAAUAUCUUAAUGGAGGAAACAUGAUCUCUUCCAGCCCAGAAGAGCUGUGCACUUCCCUGUUUGAGAUGCUGGCUUCCCAUAAGAGUGAUGACGAGCUGCAGAAUGAGCUGUUCGAGCUGCUGGGCCCAGAGGGGUUGGAGAUGAUCUCCACCCUCCUCCAGCGAAGGGCAGCCAUCGUUGACUCCCUCCUCGCCAUUCCACCUGACAGGGCUGGAUACCCACCAGAUUUCAACCGUAAAGUCAGCGGUGAAAUGACCAAACCGGUGUACGGAUGCCAGGUGACAAUCCAGUCCGAGCAGGAGAAGCAGAUGCUGAAAAUGUAUCGCAGGGAGGAGAAGCGAGAGAGGAAGAGGGGGAAAGGCACAGAUGACGGCGAUGCCUCAGAUGCUUUCUUGAACUUUGACCCCAGAGAGAUGAGAGCCCAGCGGGAGCAGGCUCUGCUGACAGCUCGACGAGAACCUGUGUUCAGCAGAGAAAGAGUCUAUGAACGUGUUCGAUAUCCCAAUGUCUAUGACAGCUACGCAGAGGCCACAAAGACGCCUGCAUUUGUCGGUGGAGCCAGGAUGCUGCUGCCCGAGGGAAUCCGCAGAGAGAACACCAAGAUGUAUGAAGAGGUGGAGAUCCCUCCCAAUGAACCCAUGCCUAUUGGCUUUGAGGAGAAGCCCGUCUACAUCUCUGAACUCGAUGAGAUUGGUCAGCUCGUUUUUAAGGGGAUGAAGCGUCUGAACAGGAUCCAGUCCCUGGUGUUUGAGACAGCCUACAACACCAAUGAAAACCUGCUGAUCUGCGCUCCAACUGGUGCUGGAAAGACCAACAUCGCCAUGCUAACUGUCCUUCAUGAGAUCCGCCAGCACCUGCAGCCCGGAGGUGUCAUCAAGAAGGAUGAAUUCAAGAUUGUGUAUGUGGCUCCUAUGAAGGCCUUGGCAGCUGAGAUGACUAAUUACUUCAGUAAGCGAUUGGAGCCACUGGGCAUCGCUGUUAAAGAACUCACCGGAGACAUGCAGCUAACCAAAGGAGAGAUCCUACGAACACAGAUGUUGGUGACCACUCCUGAAAAGUGGGAUGUCGUGACCAGGAAGAGCGUCGGAGAUGUUGCACUUUCCCAGAUUGUACGACUGCUGAUCUUAGAUGAAGUUCAUCUUCUCCAUGAGGAUCGAGGCCCGGUACUGGAGAGCCUGGUGGCCCGGACCAUCAGACAGGUUGAGUCCACCCAGAGCAUGAUCCGGAUCCUGGGAUUAUCAGCCACUCUGCCCAACUACCUGGACGUGGCUUCAUUUCUACAUGUCAACCCAUAUAUCGGCCUCUUCUUCUUCGACAGUCGCUUUAGACCUGUGCCCCUCGGACAGACCUUCGUAGGCAUCAAAACCACAAGCAAGAUCCAGCAGCUUCAUGACAUGGAGGAGGUUUGUUAUAACAAAGUUCUGGAGCAAGUUAAAGCAGGACAUCAGGUGAUGGUUUUUGUCCACGCUCGUAACGCCACAGUGAGGACGGCUAUGGGACUGAUCGAGAUGGCCAAGAACCAUGGAGAAAUAUGCUUUUUCCAGCCAGACCAGAGUUCAGACUAUGGCCAGUGUGAGAAACAGAUCCAACGCUCCAGAAACAAACAGAUGAAGGAGAUGUUUCCUGAAGGUUUUGGGAUCCACCAUGCUGGCAUGCUGCGCUCUGACCGCAACCUGAUGGAGACCAUGUUUUCCAAAGGUCACCUCAAGGUGCUGGUCUGUACUGCAACACUGGCCUGGGGGGUGAACCUGCCGGCCCAUGCAGUUAUCAUCAAGGGUACUCAGAUCUAUGACGCCAAGCGUGGUGCCCUGGUGGAUCUGGGCAUCCUGGACGUCAUGCAGAUUUUCGGACGUGCUGGUCGACCCCAGUUUGACAAGUACGGAGAGGGCACCAUCAUCACCACCCACGACAAACUGAGCCAUUACCUGACCCUGCUCACACAGCAGAAUCCCAUCGAGAGCCAGUUCUUGGACAGUCUGGCCGACAACCUCAACGCUGAGAUUGCUCUGGGGACAGUUACCAAUGUGGAGGAGGCUGUCAAGUGGCUCAGUUAUACAUACCUUUAUGUCCGCAUGAGGGCCAACCCACUGGCUUAUGGCAUCAACCACAAGGCAUACCAGAUGGAUCCUGGCUUGGAGUUGUACAGGAAGGAGCUGGUGUUAGAGUCAGGUAGGAAGCUGGAUAAGGCUAGAAUGAUCCGCUUCGAGGAGCGAACAGGUUACUUCGCCUCCACUGACCUGGGCAGGACCGCCAGCCACUUCUACAUCAGAUACAACACAAUAGAGACCUUCAAUGAACUUUUCAACUCACAACGAACUGAAGCGGACAUUUUAAGUAUCGUGUCCAAAGCAGAAGAGUUUGACCAGCUCAAGGUUCGUGAGGAGGAGAUGGAGGAGCUGGAGCAGCUGCUGUGUAACUGCGAGCUGCCGGCUGCAGGCGGCGUGGAGAACAGCUACGGCAAAGUCAACAUCCUACUGCAGACGUACAUCGGCCGAGGAGAGGUCGACAGCUUCUCCCUCAUCUCAGACCUGUCCUACGUGGCACAGAAUGCCGCUCGAAUCGUCAGGGCUUUGUUCGAGAUCGCCUUGAGGAAGCGGUGGCCGGCCAUGACCUACCGCCUGCUCACCCUCUGUAAAGUGAUAGACAAACGGCUGUGGGGCUUCGCUCACCCUCUCCGCCAGUUCCCCAACCUCAGCCACAUUGUCCUGAACCGCCUGGAGGAGAAGAACCUCACUGUGGACAAACUCAAGGAAAUGAGGAAGGAUGAGAUCGGUCACAUGCUGCACCAUGUCAAUGUGGGGUUAUCCGUCAAACAGUGCGUCCAUCAGAUCCCCUCCAUCACAAUGGAAGCCAGCAUUCAGCCAAUCACACGCACAGUCCUACGCGUUCGUCUCAUUAUCACGCCUGACUUUCGCUGGAAUGACCAGGUCCAUGGGUCAGUGGGUGAGCCGUGGUGGUUGUGGGUGGAGGAUCCCAUAAAUGAUCACAUCUACCACUCUGAGUACUUCCUUCUGCAGAAGAAACAGGUGGUAACAGGAGAACCCAUGCACGUCGUCUUCACCAUCCCCAUCUUUGAGCCGCUUCCCUCCCAGUACUACAUCAAGGCAGUGUCUGACCGCUGGCUCGGCGCUGAAUCCAUCUGCAUCAUCAACUUCCAGAACCUCAUCUUACCCGAAAGACACCCUCCACACACUGAGCUGCUGGACCUACAGCCAUUACCAGUGACCGCUCUGGGUAACGUGGAGUACGAGAGCCUUUACAAGUUUACCCACUUCAACCCCAUCCAGACACAGAUCUUCCACACGUUGUAUCACACCGACACCAAUGUCCUGCUGGGGGCGCCAACAGGCUCUGGAAAAACCAUCGCUGCAGAGAUGGCCAUGUUCAGGGUCUUCAACCAGUAUCCAACCUCUAAGGUGGUGUAUAUUGCCCCCCUAAAAGCCCUGGUCAGAGAGAGGAUUGAGGACUGGAAGAUCAGGAUGGAGGAGAAACUGGGGAAGAAAGUGGUGGAGCUGACGGGUGAUGUGACCCCUGACAUGAGAGCUAUAGCACAGGCUGACCUCAUCGUCACCACACCGGAGAAAUGGGACGGAGUGAGCAGAAGCUGGCAGAACAGAAGCUACGUUCAGAAAGUGGCCAUUCUCAUCAUUGAUGAGAUCCACCUGCUCGGGGAGGACAGAGGUCCAGUGCUGGAGGUCAUCGUGUCCAGGACCAACUUCAUCUCCUCCCACACGUCUAAGGGCGUUCGAGUGGUGGGUCUGUCGACGGCUCUGGCCAACGCUCGAGACCUCGCUGACUGGCUGGGAAUCGGACAGGUGGGUCUGUUUAACUUCCGUCCGUCUGUUCGGCCCGUACCGCUGGAAGUUCACAUCCAUGGUUUCCCAGGACAGCACUACUGCCCUCGCAUGGCUACCAUGAACAAACCCACCUUCCAAGCGAUACGCAGCCAUUCCCCAGCCAAGCCAGUACUGAUCUUUGUCUCCUCACGACGGCAAACUCGACUGACCGCCCUGGACCUUAUCGCCUUCCUGGCCACGGAGGACAACCCCAAACAGUGGCUGCAUCAGGAUGAGAGAGAGAUAGAGGCAAUCAUCGCCACAAUCCGAGACUCCAACCUGAAGCUGACGCUGGCCUUUGGGAUCGGCAUGCAUCAUGCUGGCCUUCAUGAAAGAGACAGAAAAACAGUGGAGGAGCUGUUUGUUAAUUGCAAGAUCCAGGUUUUGAUCGCCACCAGCACUCUGGCCUGGGGGGUUAACUUCCCCGCUCACCUGGUGGUUGUCAAGGGAACCGAGUACUAUGAUGGCAAAUCCAGGCGUUACAUAGACUACCCGAUUACAGAUGUUCUGCAGAUGAUGGGACGAGCAGGUCGGCCUCAGUUCGAUGACCAGGGCAAAGCUGUUAUCCUCGUCCAUGACAUCAAGAAGGACUUUUACAAGAAGUUCCUCUAUGAGCCAUUCCCUGUGGAGUCCAGCCUCCUCAGCGUGAUGUCAGACCAUCUAAACGCUGAGAUAGCUGCAGGCACCAUCUCAUCAAAACAGGACGCCAUGGACUACAUCACCUGGACGUACUUCUUUAGACGACUGGUGAUGAACCCCAGUUAUUACAACCUGGAAGAUGUCAGCCAAGAAUCCAUCAACAAGUACCUGUCCACUCUGGUGGAGAGAAGCCUACGUGACCUGGAGUGUUCGUACUGCAUAGAGAUAAAAGAGGAUGACCGGACCAUUGAGCCACUGACUUACGGUCGCAUCGCCUCCUAUUACUACCUGAAACACCAAACCAUCCGCAUGUUUAAAGAGCGACUGAGGUCCGAGCUUCCCAUCCCCGAGCUGCUGUCCAUUCUGACGGAUGCAGAGGAGUACGCAGAGCUGCCCGUCAGACACAACGAGGACCAGCUGAACAGCCAGCUGGCUCAGCAGCUCCCCCUGCAGAUGAACCCCCACUCCUACGACAGCGCCCACACCAAGACCCACCUGCUGCUCCAGGCCCACUUUAGCCAUGCCCAGCUGCCAUGCAGCGACUACGGUACCGAUACCAAAACGGUGCUUGAUAACGCCAUCCGAAUCUGUCAGGCCAUGCUGGAUGUAGCUGCGAACGAGGGCUGGCUUGUUACAGCUCUCAGCAUCUGCAACCUGGUGCAGAUGCUUGUCCAGGGCCGCUGGCUGCACGACUCGUCAUUACUGACGCUGCCACACAUAGAACAACAGGACCUCUAUCUGUUCAGGAGAUGGGCAAACGUGAAGGGGAGGGGCAACGUGGGAAGCUUUAAUGGGCCAAUCGAAGGCCUGCCUGAGCUGAUUGCAGCCUGUGAUGGAAAGGAAAGUGUUUUCGCUUCUAUCGUCGGCCAAGAAUUUCAACCGAGUCACAUCGCUCAGGCCUGGUCCUUCCUGAGUCACCUGCCGGUCCUGGAGGUUCGGAUGAGCGUGAAGGGCUGGUGGGAGGAGAGUCGGGAGCAGACGGAGCGUCCCCUCCCCAGAGCUGGAGGGAACCUCAGGGAGGAGAGCAGCUGGCUCAGUGUCCACGCUGACCAGGAGUAUGUCCUACAGGUGUCACUGAGACGCAUCAACCAGGGACAACAGAGGAGGAAACAGGACAGUAAGGCCCAGGCUCCGAGGUUCCCCAAGCUGAAGGAUGAAGGCUGGUUCCUGGUCCUGGGGGAGGUGGACCGCAGGGAGCUGCUGGCUGUCAAACGGGUGGGAUACGUCCGUAACCGCACAGUUGUGUCUGUGGCCUUCUACACACCGGAGAAAACUGGAAAAUACAUCUACACCCUGUACAUGAUGAGUGACAGCUACCUGGGUCUGGAUCAGCAGUACGACGUCCACCUUAACGUAACGCCCGCUAGUAUCACAGCCCAGAUCAACACGGAGGUUUCUGACUCGGUAUCUGAGCUGUCAGUCAAAUGAGACGACUUUGAGCAGCAGCAGAACUGAUCUGAGCUCACUGUGUUAGACGUCACUGACCUGUGAUGUUCAGUGCAUUCCAAAGAUUAUUUUAGAAUGAAGAGUUGGAAUCGGUUGUUUUAUUUCUCUCCAUCUGGCCUUAUCGUGUUAUUCACAUGGAAGUGGCUGCAUCACAUUCUGGUCCGACGAGGCUACGUUAGUGCAGAAAUCGAUCCGAUCUGCGCCUCAUUUCACUGUGAUUUAGUCAUUGUUUUAAAGAAUUUAUAAGUCACGACAUGGAUAAUUUAGUGGACAGGUUACGUUUUUCUCACCUUUAUGUCAAGACUUAAACACAUCAUCAGCACUUACCAUCAGACACAAACUGCUGCCGUUUCAAUUUUGACCCAUGUUUCACUUCUGCUCAAAGUUUCCUAGU